Mercurialis annua (annual mercury) is the source of this 3346-nucleotide messenger RNA. Its product is annotated as probable LRR receptor-like serine/threonine-protein kinase At3g47570. The coding region runs from base 101 to 3133 and encodes 1010 amino acids. NCBI's taxonomy places the organism in Eukaryota, Viridiplantae, Streptophyta, Magnoliopsida, Malpighiales, Euphorbiaceae. Gene Ontology annotation, biological process: protein phosphorylation. The transcript is spliced from 3 exons. Gene Ontology annotation, molecular function: receptor serine/threonine kinase binding; ATP binding; protein kinase activity. The record is from RefSeq and is a predicted model, not a curated record.
AUAAAUACUGCUUACUCAGUGAUGAACAACACAAACCCAUCCUCUCAAAUAAAUAACUUGUCCCAUUUUCUCUCUUUCAAAACCAACUGCCUCAAAUAAAAUGGGGAUUUAUGGCAGGAGCCUUGUUGUUAUUACUAUUCAUCUCUUUUCAAUAUUUACCUUACUUCAUGCUGCAACCAAUGAGACGGAUCGACUAGCUUUGCUCGAAUUCAAGGCUAAAAUUACUGACCCUCUUGGUGUCAUGACUUCAUGGAAUAGCUCACAUCAUUUUUGCCAAUGGUACGGCGUCGUAUGUGGGCGUAGACAUCGCCAAAGAGUUGCAGUGUUACGUCUACACUCUCUGAAACUUUCAGGUUCUAUAUCACCACAUAUUGGCAAUUUAAGCUUUCUAAGAAAAUUAUAUCUCUAUAAUAACAGCUUCAGCUAUGAGAUUCCUCCUGAAAUUGGCCAUUUGCGCAGACUGCAAGGAUUGUUUCUUUACAAUAACUCACUUGGCGGCAAAAUUCCUUCAAACUUAUCUUCUUGUUCUAAUCUUAAAUUCUUGAAUUUAAAUGGCAACCACUUGAUAGGUGAAAUUCCUUUAGAGCUUACCUUCUUGAGCAGGCUGCAACGUUUAUCAUUGGGUCAAAAUGAUUUAACAGGAACUAUCCCUCUGUCUAUUGCAAAUCUAACAUCUCUUGAGUAUCUCUACCUGAGUGUCAACAUUUUGCAUGGAGUUGUACCUCAAUACAUUGGUCAAUUAAAGAAUUUGAGCACUUUAGCUCUUUUCAAUAAUCAAUUUUCAGGAACCAUCCAUUCUUCAAUCUUUAAUCUCUCUUUGAUUGAGGCUUUUGACGUGGGUAACAAUUAUUUAGAGGGGACUCUUCCGGUAAGCUUAGGUGUGUCUCUUCCGUAUCUCCAAUUCUUUUCAAUUGGUUUUAACCAAUUCAGUGGAUCCAUUCCAUCUUCAAUUUCUAAUGCAUCAAAUUUGGAAUCCUUUCAAGUAACCGGUAAUAAGCUUACUGGAGUUGUACCUUCUUUUCAAAAGUUGAAUAAACUCUCAACACUUUCGCUUGGUCGAAACCAUUUUGGGAAUGGAAAAGAUGAUGACUUGAAGUUUCUACAUGGCCUAACUAAUGCAACUCGUUUAAGAAUACUAGAUUUGGGAUUUAACAAUUUUGGAGGGGCGCUGCCUAAACAGAUUGCUAACUUUUCACGGGAACUCGAGCGUAUCUACAUCAACAACAAUCAAAUACAUGGAAAUAUCCCAACUGGUAUAGACUCCCUUAUAAGCUUGAAUAUAUUCGUUGCAUCAAACAACAAUCUCUCAGGUACCAUCCCUUCUGGCAUUGGAAAACUCAAGAAUUUAGCAAUACUUUCUUUGUCUAGUAAUGAUUUAACUGGAAAUAUUCCAUCAUCUUUAGGAAAUUUGACAAAUUUGAUUCAAAUUUACUUAUAUGACAAUCAACUUCAUGGUAAUAUCCCUCCAAAUUUAGGGAAUUGCAAACGGUUACUAUUGUUAGAUCUUUCCCAAAACAAUCUUACUGGUCUCAUACCUCCACAGAUUUUUGAAAUUUCUUCAUUAUCAAUAGGACUUUAUCUAUCUACCAAUCGUUUGAAUGGUCCCAUUCCUAACCAAGUAGGAAACUUGAAACAACUGGGAGAACUAUAUCUUCAUAACAACAUGUUAUCAGGUCACAUUCCUAGUGAUCUUGCUGGUUGCGUGAGUCUAGAGGCAUUAUCAAUCAGUCACAACUUCUUCCAAGGGUCGAUCCCUUCUUCUUUAAGCGCAUUGAGAGGCCUUCAGUUCUUGAUCCUUUCCUACAACAAUGUUUCGGGACAGAUUCCAAGUUUCUUAGUGAACUUUAGUUUAUUAGCAUUGGAUAUUUCGCAUAAUGAUUUUGAAGGUAUGGUGCCAAUUGAAGGAAUUUUCAAGAAUUCAAGUGCAGUAUCAAUUGUCGGAAACAAGAGAUUAUGUGGUGGUAUAAGUGAUUUUGGCCUUCCUACAUGCAAAUAUGAUCAAGAACCGAAAAGAAAACGACGACGAACUGUAAUAUUUAUAGUUGCAGGGUUUACAGGAAUAUUAGCAUUAAUACUUGGUUGCUUAUUUCUUUGGUUUUCAAGAAAGAGGAGAAAAGAUUCAGCGCCGUGCGAUUUUGAGAAUGCUAAUUUAUUGAGACUGUCUUAUCAAAAUCUCCUUAAAGCGACGAAUGAAUUUUCUUUGGAUAAUUUAAUUGGUUCAGGUGGAUUUGGGUCUGUCUAUAAAGGAGUUCUUGAGCAAGACGGACUUGUAAUUGCAGUGAAAGUGCUUAAUCUUAUGCGUCGAGGAGCUUCAAAAAGUUUCCUAGCUGAAUGUGAAGUGUUAAGGAAUGUUAGACAUAGAAAUCUUGUCAAAGUAAUCACUGCUUGUUCUAGUGUUGAUUAUGCCGGCAACGAUUUCAAAGCUUUGGUUUAUGAGUUCAUGGAUAACGGGAGCUUAGACGAUUGGCUGCAUCCAACACAUCAGCCGAGGAAUUUAAACAUUGUUCAAAGGUUGAAUAUUGCGAUUGAUGUAAGUUCCGCUUUGGAGUAUCUCCAUUGUCAUGCAGGGAUAUUGCCGAUUGUUCAUAGUGAUCUAAAGCCAAGCAAUGUUCUUCUUGAUAAAGAAAUGACUGCACAUGUGGGUGAUUUUGGGUUAGUCAAGUUCUUUCAUGAGGAGAUUAUUCAUCCUACUCCAAAUCAGUCCACCUCUCUUGCAGAUGUAGGAACUAUUGGUUACUGCCCCCCAGAGUAUGGCAUGGGAAAUGUUGCUUCAACAUCGGGUGACAUAUUUAGUUUUGGUAUACUCUUAUUGGAGAUGUUCACCGGAAAGAGACCAACUGAUGACGCGUUCAAAGAGGGACUAAGCCUCCAUGACUUUGUCAAAAGUUCUUUGCCCGAGCAAGUGACAGACAUUACAGAUCCCACUUUUCUUCAAAUGGAGGAAGAACCGUUGAGUCAUUUUCAUUAUUCCAGGAACAUCAUGAGAAAAAAUAGACUUAUUGAGUGCUUGAUUUCAGUACUCGAUAUUGGAAUCUUAUGUUCUUCGGAAUCACCACAAGAACGUUUGAAUAUUGGUGAUGUUGUUACUCAACUCUCUUCUAUCAAAAACAAGUUACCGGUGACAAUAGGUUGAAUAUGAAUGGAUAUGGAAUGCGAUCAAAUUGAUAUGAAGCAUAAAAUGUUUUUAGAGAAAUUUGGAAUUUUUUGAUAAUUGGUUAGGACAAUAAGCAAGAUUUGUACAAUUGUAUGGUUAUCAAUAAUUUUUUGUUAAUCCGAAAUUGUAAUCUUAUUAUAAAAUUUGUAAUAAAGGGCUAAUAAUGUUAGUUGAAGUCGACAAGUUUGUGCA